AUAAUCGACUGAUAAUCCGAGAUAACGAAUUUCAUCAAUUCAUAAACAUUUCACUGGGGUGACAAACUGUAGAAAUAGUUUUGCAAUAACGUAAAAUUUAACGAACCUUUUCAUUCUAAAAAUUGAAGCUUUCUAACACACAAUAAAAGCGUACAUAUUAACUUUCUCACAAACUCACUGGUCGAGCGAACCUGCUCGCCAGUUGUGCCGUGUAUUUUCAUGGUGAUAACGGGCUCGGCGUUUGCUCUUUAAUGUAUAUAGAGGCGCGGAAAAGACUCGGCGAGCAUGCGCCGUGUAUUAUUAAAUUCUCCUUCGCGAGGACAAAUUGCAUGUAGGGGUGGCGCGAGUCGCCGAUGGUCAGUACAAGGUGUCUUGCCUUCAAACGCUCCGUAUGAUGGCAAACAACAAUAAAUUAGGUUUCGACGAAUCAGUCGGUGUGACGCGCUGGACUAUGAACGUAAUUGGUCUUUGGACACUCGACGAGAGACGAGAUUUGCAGACUCGUUUUCGCUCUCUACUGCCUGCGUUUCUUAUUUUAUUUUUCAUAGUCAUUCCGCAAACGCGAAAAGCCACACUCGCACACGAUGAUCUGAAUCUCAUGCUCGAAAUAUUGACGACGGCUGACAUAAUCGAGGGAAUAUGUUUGCUCAAAAUUUUCGGAUUGUGGUACAACAAAGCCGAUCUGAAAAAACUAGUCAUCCAAAUCUCCGAAGAUUGGACUCACACGAACAAUGACGAACAGGGCAUAAUGUGGUCGAACGCUCGUCUCAGCAAGUUCGUAUGCCUUUUCUGCAUUUCCUCGAGCAGCGGCUCCGUGCUCACCCACGCUAUUGUUUUUCUGGUUACGAACGUCGGUGCUAACGAGACUAGGUCGCUUUUUCUCAUAUCGCAGUUUCCCUUCAAUACACAGCACAGCCCUGUCUAUGAGAUCGUCUGCUUCUGCCAAUUCGCUGGAGCAUUACUCAGCACUUUUAUCUUUUCAUCGUUUGACGGCUUCUUCGUGUUUUCGAUAUUGCACUUCAGCAGCCAGCUGUCUAAUUUGAAUAUUAGAAUACGGAGCUUGACUGAGAAGACUUCUGGCGACAAGUGCCAGUUCGUGGAAAGUCUUAAAUCUGUGGUGAAGCAUCAUCAGCAUCUGAUAAGUUAUACAGACAUUAUUGAAUACAACUUCAACAAAAUAUUUCUCGUGCAAAUAUUUGCCACCUCUAUUGUGCUUUGCUUGCAAGGAUAUCAGUUUGUUAUGAUCAUUUCCGAGAGUGGUACAAAAUUGCUGACGAGUUUGAUCUUUAUUCUUGUAUUUACGACGGGUAACGUUCUUAGCCUUUUUAUGUACUGCUACAUCGCAGAAAUAAUACGUAACGAGAGUCAAAGGUUGUUACGUGCAGUAUAUGAAAUGAAAUGGUAUACAUUACCAGCCAAGGAUUCAUGCUUAUUACUGAUUGUUAUGUGUCGAUUGAAGAUGCCAGUGGAAAUUACCGUUGGGAAAUUCGCACCUUUUUCUUUGGAAUAUUUUGCUAGUGCAAGUUCAGCGUUUGAUGAAGAAUAUUUCUACCCUCAGAAAUAAGAUUAAUGAUUGAAGAAUGAAUUGGCUACUCAAGAUAAAAGACUAACGAAGAAAACAUAUCUAAGUAUUAAAAAAUGUAAUAACUAUCAAC
Messenger RNA from Nasonia vitripennis (jewel wasp), 1655 nucleotides. It is a transcript of the gene Or22, whose product is annotated as odorant receptor 22. The transcript has 7 exons. Bases 392 to 1564 code for a protein of 390 amino acids. Gene Ontology annotation, cellular component: plasma membrane. Lineage: Eukaryota; Metazoa; Arthropoda; Insecta; Hymenoptera; Pteromalidae. Gene Ontology annotation, molecular function: olfactory receptor activity; odorant binding. Gene Ontology annotation, biological process: sensory perception of smell; detection of chemical stimulus involved in sensory perception of smell. The record is from RefSeq and is a predicted model, not a curated record.